This is a messenger RNA of Trichoderma gamsii, 819 nucleotides long. RefSeq lists its product as hypothetical. The transcript has a single exon. Bases 1 to 819 code for a protein of 272 amino acids. The record is from RefSeq and is a predicted model, not a curated record. Lineage: Eukaryota; Fungi; Ascomycota; Sordariomycetes; Hypocreales; Hypocreaceae.
AUGUUGCCCAAAACACCAGAUCUACCGAAUGCGACCUUCUCUGAAGUCACUCGAAUCAAUGGUAUCAACCUUUGGUACGCUUUAUUCGGGCCCCCGAUAGGCUGCGGCCAAAUCCCCGUGGUCUUCCUGCAUGGGGGCAAGAUCAAUUCCAACUGGUGGGGCCUCCAGAUCAAGCAUGUUGUUGAUAAAGGAUAUCCUGUCAUUGCACUCGAUACACGAGGGCAUGGUCGCUCCAGUGACGAUGAUGCAGUAUCAUUCUCAUAUGACUUGUUUGCAGACGAUACGGCAGCUUUACUAGCAUAUCUCAAGGUGCCCAAGGCUUCCGUUGCCGGUUGGUCAGACGGCGCCAACACCGCUCUGUCUUUGGCCAUGCGCUAUGGCGAUAAACUAGACCGCGCAUUGAUAUUUGGUGCCAAUUACCAACCCGAUCAAGUUGAUAUUGAGGGCAUGCUUGCCAUACCUUUUCUGGGCGAUGUGAAAAGCAGGAUGAGGUCGGAGUAUGAAGCUCUAUCUCCGCAUCCGGACAAUUUCGAAAGAUUUAUGGCAAAGAUGGGCUUGAUGCAAGGCGCGCUUCCAAACUGGAAUGAGGAAUCUUUUGCGCAAAUAAAGACUCGACUGGAAGAUCCUAUUCAUGCACCUAUCAUGUGGAUUGUAGAUGGAGCUUCGGAAGAAAUCAUUCCCCGGAGGGUUUUCCGCGAAAUAAAAGACAUGAUCCCAGGGUCUAGUCAAAUUGUGGUUCAAGUUGGACAUUUCGGCCCGCUUCAAAAUCCAGAUAGUUUCAAUAAUCUUCUUGACUGUUGGCUAGGAGAAUCUCGAUAA